Molecule: messenger RNA, 1994 nt
Organism: Scheffersomyces coipomensis
Lineage: Eukaryota; Fungi; Ascomycota; Pichiomycetes; Serinales; Debaryomycetaceae
Gene: ZCF11
Product: Zcf11p
Exons: 2
Coding region: 145-1890 (581 amino acids)
Biological process (GO): regulation of DNA-templated transcription; cellular response to starvation
Cellular component (GO): nucleus
Molecular function (GO): zinc ion binding; DNA-binding transcription factor activity, RNA polymerase II-specific; RNA polymerase II transcription regulatory region sequence-specific DNA binding
Source: RefSeq, a predicted model, not a curated record
CCACUCUACUCAUAAUUAAUUAUUGUGUACAUACAAAAAGGUUUAAUGGAAUAAUCAAUCCGCUUUCGGUAUCGGAGUGAUUCAAAGUGAAACAGUCAAUGACUAUAUAAUUGUAAUUGGUAACAUUAUAGUUUCAAUGAGAAAAUGAGUGAUAAAGAGCCUAAUGGUAUGAAUAUAAACAUAGGCGAUUUGUCAGAUACCAAACCUAAGAGAAAGAAGACUUCAAGAGCAUGUAAUCAUUGUCAUAAGGCCCAUAUGACUUGUGAUACAAGUCGACCAUGUAAACGAUGUAUCCAACGAGGUCUUGAGAAAUCAUGUGAAGAUGCACCAAGAAAGAGGAAGAAAUACUUGUCUGAUGUUCCUAAUACCGCUUUAAUGCCAAAUCAAUUAAAACAUACCAGUACUAUAGAUAAUUCAAGUAUUAUAGGAACAAAUGAUGUUAAUAAUACGAAAUUCCAAGCUACAACUUUCCAACAUAGUGCUACUGUUCCAACAACUUUUUCCAUGGCAGGCCAGGAUUAUAUGUAUUCAUUAAAUAAUUAUGAUCAAGAAGUAAUAUCUCAAGCUUUGUCUCAAUCAAAUUAUCAAAUAAAUCAAUCAGUUACAGACCCAUUAUUUCCACAACAGCAGCAGCAGCAACAACAACAACAACAACAGAAUUAUAAUACACUUUCUCAAUCCCAAGGACAACAACAACAACAAAACCCCUUGGGUAUUCAUUCAAAUGGGUAUAAUACAAAUAUUCCUCAGAAACCUCGAAGAACAAAUUUCCUUUCAAGUGCAGCUGAUUUAGAGUAUUCAACAUUAUCAAGUAUACUUCAAGAUAAUUUCAUGCAUGCCAAUCAUUCUACAUCUAAUGAAGGAACUCCCAAUUCCAUAACAUUAUCACCAGUCUUAUCACCACAUGCUUUAAACAAUUCAAUCAACAACACACAUAGACCUGCGAUAAACAUGGGCUCCCCGAACGAUAUGCCCAAACCUUCUCAUCAGCAUCAUUCUCCUUAUAUUUCAGGACCAUCUCAAACACCAUCUCCAAAUGAUAAAGGUACAAGAGUUUCAGUUAAUGCAUCCAAAUUAUAUGAUAAUCCUCGAUAUCCUAAAUGUGAUGAAUCUAUAAAUCAAUACUUUUUAGGCCCUACUGAAGCUGAUUAUACUCUGACCUAUCCUGAUGUAAUCACUGCUAUAGAUGCUAUGAAGGUAAGUGACCCCGCCGUAUAUUUUGAAAGAAAUUCAAAACUGUCAUUAUCGUUUACGAUUGGUAUAGUUCCUGAAGAUACUCAUUUUUCCAAAGAAGAAUAUGAAAGUUUCUUUAAAGAACCAGAAGAAAUAUAUGCUAAAGUGAAGAAACCAUUUUCUUAUACUCCGGGGUAUCAUUCAUUAAUUGCAUAUUUAAGAAAGAGAUUUCCAAAAGCGAUGUUGGUUAAGAUGGCCGAAUCCAUGGCUGCUUAUAGACCAUCAUUCAUUGCAUGUACGAAUUCGUUAAAAGAAGGCGAUUUAAUAUUCAUGGAACAAUGUUUCCAACGUACUUUAUUAACGUAUGAUAAUUUCAUUCGAGUAAGUGGAACUCCUACCAUUGUAUGGAGACGUACUGGAGAAAUCGCCUAUGUAGGGAACGAAUUCUGUAUCUUAACCGGGUGGUCAAAAGAAGAAUUAGUUGGAAAACAACGGAAAUUUAUUGUUGAAUUACUUGAUGAUAAAUCAGUAGUUGAAUAUUUUCAAUUAUUUCUGAGAAUUGCAUUUGGAGAUUUCUUAGGGGCUACAAUGACAGAAUGUACGUUAUUAACUCCUAAACAAGACGUUAAAAUCAGAACUGGAUGUAUGUGGACAUUAAAGAGAGAUGUGUUUGGUAUUCCAAUGAUGAUCAUAGGUAAUUUCUUACCCAUAAUAUAGAAUAAGGUUUAUUGUAAUAGUAAUAAAUAUACGAAGAAAGAUCUAAUUUUAAUUUUGUGUCAACCAUUUUAGAAUUUGUGUAUGUGGGGGGAGAACAGAACAAC